UUUUUUUUUAUAAAUCAAUAAAGUCAUGACAGAGCACAAGAGCAAGAAACGCACUGCAGCAGAAAUGGAGGACACUCCGGUGAAGGCUCUAAAGAAAAGAAGGAAAAGGGAAAGGACGAGCCUAGAUCAAGCCUGACAAUUCUGAAAUGAAGGAGAAGGAGGAGAAGGAGAAGAAGAAGAAGAAGGAGAAGAGAAGGAGAAGGAGAAGAAGAAGGAAAACAAGGAAAACAAGGAAAACAAGGAAAACAAGGAAAAGAAAAAAAGAAGGAAAAGAAGGAAAGGAAGAAAAGAAGGAGAAGAAGGAAAAGAAGGACAAUAAGGAAGAAAACAAAGCAAAGGAAUCAUCGCCUUCUGCUUCUGUCUCUACCUCUACUUCUACUUCUAUUUCUGUGCCAGAAUCAGAAGUAUCUGUCGGACAAAAACGCUGGAACGAUUGGAGCCAAGCUGAUUUGGGUGAUGAAAAGCAAACAAACAAAUUCUUGCGUCUUCUCGACUACAAAACAGGUGGUGGAUUGUUCGGAUCAUUGGGCUCAUUUGCUAAUUCGAGCCAACAUACCAAUGCGGACUCUGCAAUCGAUAGUAUGGUAGGCCGACAAGUGAAUAGGGAUCUAGAAAAACAAUUCCGAGAAGGUCUCAAGAUCCGACAGCAGAUGAAGAAGGGCAAGAGUGUAGGCCUUGGUUUUGGAUAUUAAGGAAAUCAAACAAGGCAUCAAUAACGGUU
Molecule: messenger RNA, 721 nt
Organism: Lobosporangium transversale
Lineage: Eukaryota; Fungi; Mortierellomycota; Mortierellomycetes; Mortierellales; Mortierellaceae
Exons: 4
Coding region: 147-692 (181 amino acids)
Source: RefSeq, a predicted model, not a curated record